Messenger RNA from Chara braunii, 1625 nucleotides. The record is from the annotation of a GenBank genome assembly. Lineage: Eukaryota; Viridiplantae; Streptophyta; Charophyceae; Charales; Characeae.
GGGGAGGAAGAAGAAGAAUCUGGGGAGGAGGAGGCCGUGGCGAUGGAGAAGUACAAGGAGGAAGACAGAGAGGAGGACGACGAAGGAGGAGGAGGAGGCACCGACGAUGGAGGACAAGGAGAAGGAGAAGGAGGAGGAGGCGGAGGAGGAGGAGGAAGAAGAGGUAGAGAAGGAGGAGGCCACGGCGACGGAGGAGGAGGAGGGAGAGAACUUAGAGGAGGAAGAAGAAGGAUCAUCGUCGGAGGAGGAUGACGACGAGGAGGCCGAGGAGUGGGAAGAGGAGGAGGAAGAAGAGGAGGAGGAGGAAGAAGAGGAGAAGGAAGAAGAGGAGGGCCCGACGAUGGAGGAGGAGGAGCAGGAGGAGGAGGAGACCACGGCGGCGGAGGAGGACGAAGAAGAAGAGGCAGAAGAGGAGGAGGAAGAAGGAGAAGAAGAAGAGGACGAGGAUUGGUGGGACGAGGAGGAAGAAGAAGAAGCAGGGGAGGAGGAGGCCGUGGCGAUGAAGAACGACGACGAGAAAGAUGAAGAGGAGGACGAGGAGGAGGACGACGAAGGAGGAGGAGGCCCCGACGGGGGUGAAGGAGGGAGAAGUGGCGGCAGCGGCGGUGGCAACGGGGGAGGAGGUGGCCCCGACGAUGGUGGAGGAGGAGAUGACGAUGGGACAGGGAUUGNCAACGGGGGAGGAGGUGGCCCCGACGAUGGUGGAGGAGGAGAUGACGAUGGGACAGGGAUUGGCAGGGCGAGGAGGAAGAAGAGGAAGUGGGGGAGGAGGAGGCCAUGGCGAUGGAGAAGGAUGAGGAGAAAGACGAAGAGGAGGAUGACGAAGGAGGAGGAGGAGGAGGCAGGGGAGGAGGACGAGGAGGCCUCGACAGGGGUGGAGGAAGAGGCGGUGGCAGCGGGGGAGGAGGUGGAGGAGGAGAGACGACGACGAUGGGGAGGGGACAGGGAUUGGUGGGACGAGGAGGAAGAAGAAGAAGCAGGGGAGGAGGAGGCCGUGGCGAUGAAGAACGACGACGAGAAAGAUGAAGAGGAGGACGAGGAGGAGGACGACGAAGGAGGAGGAGGCCCCGACGGGGGUGAAGGAGGGAGAAGUGGCGGCAGCGGCGGUGGCAACGGGGGAGGAGGUGGCCCCGACGAUGGUGGAGGAGGAGAUGACGAUGGGACAGGGAUUGNGGGCCGGCUGACGCGGGCUGGCGGUCUGGGCGCCGAGCGGCGCGGAGAUCGGCGCCAGCGCCGUCAGCAGCAGGAGCAGCCUCGCGGUGGCGCGGAUCGGCGAGAGGGGGGGGAGGGGGGCAGCGCACGUGCACACGGCGGAAGCGAUCAGAAUGGGAGGGGGGGGGAGGGGGGGUAAAAAGACAAGUUGGGUGAGGUAAAGGAGUUGAUCAGAUUUGAGCAGGAAGGGGAGGAAGUCGGGUGCACAGGGGAAACCGGGAUCGGGAUAAGGGUCCAGGUCAGGGUGAGGAUAAUGUGCAGGCAGAACGAGGCGGCGGAGUGCACCGGAAGAGGGACUCAAGGCGGGGAGUGGGCAUGGAGUCGGGAGGAAGAGAGGAUCCGGAUAGCGAAGUGGGUGGGCAGGUUGGAAUGCAGUGGAAACGAUACACCUGGUCGCGGAGUUGCCCAGGUGC